AUGAACUAUGUGGGGCAGCUGGCUGAGAAUGUCUUUGUCACCAUGAAGGAGCUGUACCAGGAUAUAAACCCUGCCAACCUGUCGGGCUGCAUCGAUGUGGUCGUGGUGAGGCAGCCUGACAACUCCUUCAAGUGCUCCCCGUUUCAUGUGCGCUUUGGGAAGCUGGGAGUGCUGCGCUCCAAGGAGAAGGUGGUUGACAUUGAAAUCAACGGAGAGCCUGUGAAUCUGCACAUGAAGCUGGGAGACAAUGGAGAGGCCUUCUUUGUUGAGGAGUCACAGGAGCAUGAGGGCAGCAUCCCCUUCUUGCUCUGCACAUCCCCCAUCUGCAAGAAGCAGAGCCCAAAGGAUGCUGUUCAACCCCUGUGUGGGCAGGAGGCCACCAGCGCUGGAGUGAUUGUGUGCAAGAGGAGGCAACACAAGAGAAGGCUCAAGAUGGAGUUGUUGGACUCUGAUUCUGACACCUGUGAUGAGAUCAAAAGCGAGCUGCCAGCCCCAAGUGAUGCAGCAUGUUCAUCCUUUGCUGAUCUCCCUGAAGAAACUGCGUUGUUGCAGCCCCGAGAGAUAUACCCAUACUCUGAUGGGGAGCUGCUUGGAGAGGACAGCUUCGUGUUAAGCCAUCAAUCUUCUCCCAAAAGUGAUUCUGAACUGGACAUCAAACCACAGGAAAGUUUUGCUCUAGGGGCUGAAUCCCUCAUGAGGUGGACCUGGGGAAAGCUCCCUCAAGUGAAUAAAUUGGUGCGAGUUAAACCAGCCAAGUCCACAAAGACUGCUGCUGCAGCAACCACCAUCUCUGCGACACUGGUCCCAGUGGAUGAAGCGACCCCUCUUGUUGCCACCUCUGAACAUCUGGGAGGGGUUUCAAUCCCAGCAGAGCCUCAGGACACACCCUGUUCCUUGGAUGUGUCUGUAACUGAGCCAACACUUGAACCUCAGGCUGGGAACAGCAUCUCCAGGCUGAAGGACAUCCUCCAUACUGUCACGGCAAAGAGAUUUUUGGGGGCCUACUCAGUCCCACAAGAGAAACAGGAGGGAGAUGAGAAUGUUGUGCCAGAGGUUCAGCCAGAUGUGGAGCUCCUUGAGGGAGCCACUGCUCCAAGGCAGGCAGGUUCAGAAGGCCCUGAGUCCCAGCUGGAGAGGCAGGGGAGGCAAGGAUCCAUCAGAAGUCCUCACUUGGGUCCCAGUGCCAUUUACCUUGAAGACCUCUCCGAGACAGACCAUGAACCAGUGGCUCUGUAUAGCUCCAGGAGUGACACAAAGCCAAGUUUGAGGCCUGUGACAGACCCCAGCAACCCGCUGUGUAUCCAGUUGCCAUCCACCUCGCCUGACAACAGCCCCAUGGACUCUGACUUGAUGCCCACAGUUGCCCUGUCAUUGUGUGGGGGCCUCAGGAGCAACAGGCAGAUCUCUCAUGAGAAGUUCAUGGAACACAUGGUUUCCUACCAGCAAUUUGCUGAGAAUCCAAGGCUCGUCGAUGACCCAAACCUGGUGAUAAUGAUAAACAAGAAGUAUUACAACUGGGCAGUGGCUGGUCCCAUAGUCCUGGCCCUGCAGGCUUUCCAGAGGAACAUUCCUGAGAGCGUCAUUGAUGAAUUGGUGAAGGAGAAGAUGCUCAAGAAAGACAAAAGGUGGUGGUUCUCCUGGAGGAGAAGAGAAUUCCCAGCAGAGGGGCGGCAGCCGAGGCCAAGGAAAGCCAGCGUGGGAGCACUGCAGCAUGACCCUGCUCAGCAGAGUCAAGAGGAAGAGGAGUCAUCCAGUGACAGUGAGCCCCAGGACCCUGGGGACAUGUUGACAGUGGAAGCCCCUGCUCAGAAGCAUUUACCAACCUACAAGAAAUCCCUGCGGCUCUCCUCCGAACAAAUUGGAAGGUUGAAUCUACAGGAUGGCCCCAAUGAGGUGGCAUUCAGCGUGACAACUCAGUACCAGGGCACGUGCCGCUGUGAGGCCACCAUCUACCUGUGGAACUGGAAUGAAAAAGUGGUGAUCUCAGACAUUGAUGGCACCAUCACCAAAUCGGAUGCUCUUGGACACAUUUUGCCACAACUGGGUAAAGAUUGGACUCACCGUGGGAUUGUUACACUCUUCCACAAAAUCCAUCUGAAUGGCUACAAGUUCCUCUACUGCUCAGCCAGGGCUAUUGGCAUGGCCCACAUCACCAAAGGCUACCUCAAAUGGGUCAAUGAGCAAGGCUGUGGCCUUCCCAUGGGCCCCAUGCUGCUUUCCCCCAGUAGCCUCUUGUCUGCCUUCCACAGGGAGGUGAUUGAGAAGAAGCCAGAGGUGUUCAAGGUCACCUGCUUGACAGACAUCCGAAAACUGUUUGCUACAAAGUGUCCCUUCUACGCUGGUUUUGGGAACAGGCCCAAUGAUGUGUACGCUUACAAGCAAGUGGGGCUGCCAGAGAGCCACAUAUUCACAGUAAACCACAAGGGAGAGCUGAUCCAGGAGCUCGCAAAGAACCAAAAGUCAACAUACGAGCAGCUGUCAGAGCUGGUGGAAGUCUUCUUCCCUCCUGUGUGA
Molecule: messenger RNA, 2514 nt
Organism: Poecile atricapillus (Black-capped chickadee)
Lineage: Eukaryota; Metazoa; Chordata; Aves; Passeriformes; Paridae
Gene: LPIN3
Product: lipin 3
Biological process (GO): fatty acid catabolic process; cellular response to insulin stimulus; positive regulation of transcription by RNA polymerase II
Cellular component (GO): nucleus
Molecular function (GO): transcription coactivator activity; phosphatidate phosphatase activity
Source: RefSeq, a predicted model, not a curated record